GCAUUUUCGUUUCAAAUGUUAACUGAGGAUGGUGUGUUUUGAUAGUUUUUAGUUGGACUCCGGUGAUCAUUGCGGCAGGUCGUAAAGAAAAAUCUUUAAAUCGAAAAGAAAGAAAAAAAAAAUUCUUAAAAAAUUUCCGUGCUAGUGGAGUCGGGGAUUCCAAUUGUUUUUAGAAAUCAAAUUUUUUUAAAUUGAAACAGAAAUUUUGUGCAAACUAAAUUUAAAAAAAAAUGUAAUUUUCGUCGGAUGAUCAACCCAAUUCACUCAAGAACUCGCUUCGAACAGGUUCCAAGUAAAAUGUGCAAAUUUCAAACGGCAAAUUGUUUAUGACAAAUUGAAACGGGCAAACCGAAAAAAGUGAGAGAGAAAAAUCAACGAAAAUCUCCGGAGAAAUUAGAAUUACAAAUAUUUUGGAUUUUUUGUGCGUUAUAAAUCAAGCAAAUCUGAUCUGGUUAUUCAAAACCAAGGAAAUACGAGAAGUCGAUGAAUUUAUGAUAUGAAUACGUUGCUAAUAAUAAAAUCGAUCAAAAUGAAUGUGAACAAGUGGUAUCUAGUGUUAUAUCUAACUGUUCUCAUUGGCAACAUUUACGUUGAUGGAUUAAGCACGGCAACUAAUGAACGUGAUGGCCGAAAACUGUUCGGCGGCUAUCGAAUUACACCAAAAUUUUGCAGAGCAUCGAAAACGUUGCCCAGUUCCGAUCCUCGAUCGCACGGACCGACCAUAUGUAUGUUCAAUCACGAAUGUACGCAACGGCAAGGUGAAGUAGUGGGCGCAUGCAUGGACGGAUUCCUAUUUGGGGCGUGUUGUCAACUGCAUGGCGAGGUCGACACACCUCUGAUCGACGAACAGGAUAUCGAUCAUCCGCAGUCGAAUUUAGCCGCUGCUCUUUCCUACGAGUCGUAUGGUAAUCAACAAUCGUAUCAAGGCGCUGGCAAUAAGUACACGGAAAUCAAGCUGCAAGAGAAUGCGAUGAAACAUCGACCGUCAAUGUCGCACAAAUAUGGUGGCAUCAAGAACAAUUACUACGGAUCGUCGAUUGAUGAUGAGAGUAGUUUAGGCUCUGGUAAUUUGCCCAGCAACGAACUGUAUUCGUCGCACCACAAUCCGGACAUUAACGGUUUCUACGUGGAGAAUGAUUCGGUGUCGGUUUCGUCUCCGUCCCCAGAAUACAGCAGUAGCAGUAGUAGCAGUACACAAGGCUAUUAUUCCACAACGAUGACCCCGUCCACAUCAGCCCAGGACUAUUAUCUACCUCCAUCGACAGGCACAAGUCCACAAGAAGCAUUCAGCCAAGAACUGCCAACAUUAAUUCCAACCGGUCCAUACGGUGCAUCCGAUGCAUUCAAUCAAAUAUCGCAGACAAUGUUCAACAGCCAGAGUGCCGAUUUCACUUACAGCGGAAUCACUCAUCCCGGCGUUGAUUCAAUCAUUGUCGAGGAAGGAACUUAUGCCGAACCGGUAUCCGUUUCAACGGAAAGACUAUCGACAACCAGUUUGGCACCGCAAAAGGUUACGCAUGCAAAGCCGGUCUUCAAACCGAAACCGACCAAAGGCACUCAGAACAAAUUCGUGUUGGUUCAGACAAUCGAUCAUCGUGAUAAACCGUCGAAGCAUGGAUCGAUGUCUGAGAAUGACAUCGAGUCCAUUGAAUCGAUCAUUUUGAUGUUGAAUGACACGAAAACGGGACCGCAAUACAACACCGAUCCUACCAAUAAUUAUGGGGGCAGUAGCACGAAUGCCAUUGACUACAGCAAGUAUGGACAGUCCAGUUACUACAUAACAACCAAAUUGCCAUCAUCGACGCCACAGCCACCAUCUACCAGUUAUGUAUACAGUCCCGAGCCAACUCGGCGACCAAUUAAUGUACAGUCUACCAUUGCCAGUAGUUAUGGUGCCGUGACUCCAGGACAUUCAACGACUUCGUAUGUGGUAACAGGUUCAUCGAGCGCCACAACAAGACUACCAUCUACGAGUUAUGUCACCGGCAGUCCGACUACAAAACGCCCGCCAGAUGAAUCGAAUGACGAAAUCAUUGGGAGCAGUUAUCGGCCGACGACGUACGCUACUAAAAAGCCCACCAAAGCUAAGAAUCCCGUGUCCGUCAAAAUUUCAACGAAAGAGCCUCCAUCAACGAGUUAUGUAACCGGUCCAACAACACCUCGUCCGAAAAGUACAACACCAAAGAAACCAUCCACCAGCUACGUCUAUUCGACAACGCCGACCAGAAAGCCAACGCUCACCACAAAGAAAGGAACGAAGAAACCAACAACGAUUAGCCCAAUUCUGAUCGGAUCGAGUUACGGCAGCUCGGUGACAACCGAGAAAGUUCCUCAUGAGCACAUCAUUCAAUCGAAACCGUUGGGUCAAGUGCCGCUUAAAGAUAACUUGGGCACCGACAAUCCCUCACCAACCGUUCUCAUUACACCGAAACCGACAGUGAACUUGAUAACCUCAAGCACCUGGACACAGAGGCCCAAUCUGGUGACGAAAAACACAUUGUCAACCAAACAACCAAGCACAUCGUACGUGUACAGUCCUGUUGUCACGUAUAGACCGACUUCGGGACCAAGUACAACUGCUGGUUACACUGUAUCAUCGUAUGGAAGUUCAACGCAAGACUACGUCUCGUCGCCAAGUGGUACAGGUGUAUCGGGACCAGAUUUCUCACUGUUACCAGACAGUGUUUCUGUGUCGAAUGACUUCUACGAUUCUGGAUACUAUGGCCAAUCAUCGACACACCGUCCGCAUCAUACAUAUACAUCCACUUCCGGGUACGGUGUGUACGAAAACGAUUACGAAAACACCAUUUCGGGAUCGUCAACAUCGUAUCCAGCCUUCCUGGGAGCGACCCAAUCGUACGGUCCGAACGGGAAACUUCCCAUCGAAUACUCAACCAAUCAUGAAGAGUUCUACACGUCGCCCAACGAUCUGAACAAUUUUCCGCCCGUUCGCAAUCCUAAUUUGAAUAUGUCGGCUGCGCUAGGAACCGGUGUUGCUAUGGACGAGUACGAUGUCUCAACACCGGAGUUCGUUGAGGAUCAAAUUUUGGACGAUAAGAUGGGACUGUUGGUGAGCAAAAUUGUCGAGUCGCUGCAGGGCAAUUUCGACGAAUUGGCCGAUGUUGUUUAUCAAGAGAAGAACUCCACUGUGACAAAGCGACCAUCGGGUACGACGAAGAAACCCGUUCAGAAGGUUACAACAACAAAACGACCUGGAAUCAGGCCAGGAACGACUAUUUCCAGACCAGGUGCGACGACUCAAAAGACUCCAGCUACAAGAGUUACUACCAAACGACCAAGUGUUGCACAGACAAAUACAAGGCGAACAACAAAGAAACCGACAACGAUAACAACGAGAAGGCCGACAGUGACCAAGGUCACGACAACACGUCGUCCAACAACAAAACCGACCAAAAAACAGAUUCAAACAACCACGGUGCAACAAGACGAAAUCGAUGAAGAAGAUGAGGAAAACGAGGGAGCAGAUGAUGAAACCGCUGACCAGGAAGAAGAGACUUCAACACUGGCUGAAGGACGGAUUCGUGAGUCGGACGAAAUGAUUUUUGUGAGACAUGAAGACUCAAAUGUUCUGUUUCCAUUAGAAUGUGGCGUUCGACCGCAGGUGAAAUCCGGACGAAUUGUUGGCGGAAAGGGAGCGACUUUCGGCGAAUUUCCAUGGCAAGUGUUGGUCAGAGAAUCGACUUGGCUGGGACUUUUCACCAAGAACAAGUGCGGUGGCGUUUUGAUUACAAAGAAUUAUGUGAUGACGGCCGCUCACUGUCAGCCAGGAUUCCUAGCCUCUCUUGUCGCCGUGUUCGGAGAGUUUGACAUCUCUGGCGAUUUGGAAACCAAACGAUCAGUGACGAAAAAUGUGAAACGAGUGGUCGUUCAUCGGGAAUACGAUGCGGCAACAUUUGAAAAUGAUUUGGCUCUGUUGGAACUGGAAAGUCCGAUACAUUACGACACACACAUUGUUCCCAUUUGCAUGCCAGCCAAUUUGGCCGACUUCACGGGAAGAAUGGCAACAGUCACUGGAUGGGGAAGAUUGAAGUAUGGUGGAGGUGUGCCAUCUGUGCUGCAAGAAGUUCAAGUGCCAAUAAUCGAGAACAGUGUUUGCCAAGAAAUGUUCCACACAGCCGGUCAUAAUAAGAAAAUUUUGCCAUCAUUCCUCUGUGCGGGCUACGCAAAUGGACAGAAAGACUCGUGCGAGGGCGAUUCAGGCGGACCGCUUGUGCUGCAACGCAGUGACGGUAGAUGGGAAUUGGCCGGAACCGUAUCGCAUGGUAUCAAAUGCGCUGCACCAUAUCUGCCCGGUGUUUAUAUGCGAACGACGUACUACAAACCGUGGCUGGAAAGUGUGACCGGAGUGCAUUGAAUUUAAGUUUUGGUUUUUUCGAUUUUUAAAUUAAAUUUUUUUUUUGGUUUGGUUUGUUGGAUGUGAACAAAUUGUAAACGGACAGAGUAAUCAAUGUGAUCGCAAACAAAAAAAAGGGAGAAAAUUUUCGGUAAAUUCGAUUCGAAGUAAAAGAGGAAGAGAGUGCCGGUCGCAAGACAGCACAAUGUAUUAGUCAACAUAA
Messenger RNA from Bradysia coprophila, 4577 nucleotides. It is a transcript of the gene flz, whose product is annotated as transmembrane serine protease filzig. NCBI's taxonomy places the organism in Eukaryota, Metazoa, Arthropoda, Insecta, Diptera, Sciaridae. Gene Ontology annotation, molecular function: serine-type endopeptidase activity. Gene Ontology annotation, biological process: proteolysis. The record is from RefSeq and is a predicted model, not a curated record.